AUGGAUGAUUAUGUCCAAGUAACUCGAUUGAAUCCAAAAAAUACUGAAACUUGACAUGGUAUGUAUUACUUUAAUACAAAUAAUUAUGAUUAUGCGAUUGGUGAUUUUACUGAAUUAUUAAAACGUCAACCUAGUCAUGUUUCAGCACGUCUUCAGUCUUAUUAUCAUCGUACUUGUCUUCUUCGUACAUCAAAUCCAAAUCAAGCAUUAAAAGAUUUUAGUAUAUCAUUAUUAAUUAAUCCUGAAUAUGAAAAUAUUGGUGCUUGUAUUCAUCGAGUUUUAAUUUAUUAUAAACAAAAUCAAUUUAAUGCAACAAUUGCUGAUUAUGAAGCUGUACUUGUAUUAGAUCGAGAACAUACACCAGCUUUAUGUAAUUUAGCGAUUAUUUAUAUGAGAACAAAUGUUCAAAAAGCUUUACAAUUAUUUUCUCGAGCAAUUGAAGCUGAAUCAACAUAUGUUUGGGCUUAUUUUUAUCGCGCUUAUUUCUAUGCUCAAAUCAAUCAAUUACAGCAAGCAUAUUCAGAUUAUACAAAAGUUUAUCAUAUGUUUUCCGAUCAAAAUGCAGCUAUGGUACUUCGAGGAAAUAUGCUUCUUGCAAUCGGACAACUUGAUUCAGUAUCAUUUUGUGUUGAAGUAGCUGCAAAAUUACAAUCAUUAUAA
Molecule: messenger RNA, 660 nt
Organism: Rotaria sp. Silwood2
Lineage: Eukaryota; Metazoa; Rotifera; Eurotatoria; Philodinida; Philodinidae
Source: the annotation of a GenBank genome assembly